Messenger RNA from Paraglomus occultum, 1485 nucleotides. NCBI's taxonomy places the organism in Eukaryota, Fungi, Glomeromycota, Glomeromycetes, Paraglomerales, Paraglomeraceae. The record is from the annotation of a GenBank genome assembly.
AUGUCUUCAUUACUUUUUGAUGAACGAAAAAGUGCAUCGCUCAUUUGCCAUCUGAGAAAAGAUGUACAAGGAAUCGUUCGUGCUCUUAGGACUGAUUUUCCUGAGUUACGUAUUAAAAAUUAUCAUGGUAAAUCUGAUCCGGUAGAAAAGGCUCGCGAUUUUAGUGAUGUAGAAGAAGCAUGGAAAGAGGUGGAUCUUGUUGCAUAUACAAGUACAUUAAAAAUAGGAGUUUCGUGUACUAACCCCAAGUUCGAGCGUGCAUUCUGUCUCUUUAAUAGUUAUAUAGAAACAAAUGCUGGGACUAAUCAGAUGUUAUUCCGUAUGCGAAGCGUUAAAGAUUAUAUAAGUUAUAUUGAGCAAAGAUCAUCGAAUGUUCCAAUUACAGAAGAGGGGUUAUUUAAUUGGUUAUUAAAAGCGAAGCGAGAAUGUCUUCCUCAGGAACUACAGAAUAGGGGGGUAUUUCCAGAUGCAGAGUUUAUUAUUCGAAAUAAGGAUAUUCCAACAAUUCGAUUAUGGGUGGCGUAUAUGUUGGAAAAAUUCCGAUCUCGUCGCUUAUUUGGAUGGAGAAUGGUAGAUUUUCUUAAACAAGCAGGUAUGAUUGUUUCAAUAAUAGAAGUUACUCCUAAAUCCGAAGAAGAUUCUGUAUCAUUAACUGAAGCGGUAAAAGUAUGUUCUUCUGUUAUCAAAGCGGAGGAAAUCUCAGAUAUCGCUAACGCCAAUAUUCUCAAUCACGAGAUGGCUGAGCACCUAGAAAACAAACCAAAGAAGACUUUAAAAGAAAUACAUGCUUUAACCCGGUAUCAUAUUGCAGAAUGUUAUGGAAUACCUCCCGAAUAUCUGACCGAAGAAUUUAUUAAGAAUUAUGGUAAAUAUGAUGAAAUGAAGUGGUUUAGAAAUCUUCGGAAAUUACGAGAUGCAGGUAUUGAUAAUGAGACUGCAGUUGAGGCGAUUACCCGUGAAGAUUAUAGAAAUGAUAGACUCACAACCGUUACUAGAGCUGAAAAACAUCGAAUCUGUCUGGAAUUAAUAAAAACUUGUACACCGGUUAAAGAUAUUGACGAUCGAAAUAGAUAUAAAGUUAAUGACGUUAAAAUGUGCUUAAACUCACCAGAAUCGAUACAAUACCUCCAAAAUUUAGUACCAAAAAUGACCCGAGUUUUUGAUAAUACAGACGCGUCUCGUAGUACUAAAAAAUCUGGUUUAAAAUCGGAUAAAUCGAAACUUGGUUUAUUAAAUUCAGCACUUUCCGCAACUUAUGGGAUAAAGUUUAAAGCUACUAAUAAUAAACGAACCCAUUAUUAUCUAGUAGGUCCAUUCGAUAAAGAAAGCGCCCCAAAGUUGCCACCAUACCAAACGGGUGAAGGACAAUUCUAUGAAAACGGCGAGGAUAUACGUUAUGGGUAUAGUAAACUCUCACCUGACGAAUUGGAGAUCGCUCCCAGUUCUGAUAUACAGUUGCGUCAAGAAUUGGUUGAUAUCAUUUAA